This is a messenger RNA of Corticium candelabrum, 1515 nucleotides long. RefSeq names its product phosphatidylinositol 5-phosphate 4-kinase type-2 alpha-like. Gene Ontology annotation, biological process: phosphatidylinositol phosphate biosynthetic process. Gene Ontology annotation, molecular function: 1-phosphatidylinositol-5-phosphate 4-kinase activity; 1-phosphatidylinositol-4-phosphate 5-kinase activity. The transcript is spliced from 11 exons. NCBI's taxonomy places the organism in Eukaryota, Metazoa, Porifera, Homoscleromorpha, Homosclerophorida, Plakinidae. Gene Ontology annotation, cellular component: plasma membrane. The record is from RefSeq and is a predicted model, not a curated record. The coding region runs from base 37 to 1329 and encodes 430 amino acids.
UAAUUCAUUAUUAUCCUUGAAAUCUUGUAGCUGGAAAUGGCGUCUUCGAAGGUGAAGAAAGUCAAGACGGUGCAUCAGAAGAAGCGCGUUUUUCGAGCCAGCGAGCCGAUUUUAAGCGUCCUCAUGUGGGGGAUAAACCACACGGUUGAUGAGCUAAUGCACAUUAACAUUCAACCGUUUCUAAUGCCGGACGAUUUCAGGGCGUUUGCCAAAACGCGUGUAGAGAACCAUCUUUAUAACAAAGAGAAUCUUCCUGGUCGUUUCAAAUUCAAGGAGUACUGCCCACUAGUUUUUCGCGAUCUAAGGGAAAAGUUUAGAAUCGAUGAUACGGAUUACAUGCAUUCUCUUACUCAAUCACAACCAGUCGCGUUCAGCUCAAGUGGUCACAGUGGCGCUAAGUUUUAUGUGUCUCACGACAAAAGAUUUAUAAUCAAGUUAAUCUCCAGCGAAGAAGUGGCUCUAAUGCACCAAAUACUACAGCAAUACCAUGAGCAUGUUGUUGAGACAAACGGUGGCACGUUGUUGCCACACUACGUUGGAUUGUAUCGUCUGACAGUGAGUGGCGAUGAGUACUACGUCUUGACGAUGCGUAACGUGCUGCCGAGUCGGCUACAAAUACACAAGAAAUUCGAUCUGAAGGGGUCAACAGUUGACAGAUCAGCGAGUGAGAAAGAGAAGGCUAAGGACUUGCCGACGUUCAAAGACAAUGACUUUAUUAGUGAUGCUCUAAAGAUUCAUAUUGGGGAAGAUGCAAAGCGGCAGCUAAUGGAGAAGCUUGAGAAAGACACAGCUUUUUUGACUCGUCUAAAACUAAUGGACUACAGUUUGUUAUUGGGAAUUCACGACUGUACUCAGGCUCAGAUGGAUGACUUCGAUGAUGACGAAAAUGACGACGAAACCGAGGAAGAAGGAGCAUCAGGAGACGACGGAAUAGGAGCAGAUGCGAAUGCCGGCGCCGUGACAGGAACCGGGAAAGCAAUAACUUUGCCAUCAGAACAGACGACAGCCGAAGUGGCAGCAGCCGUGUCCGGUCUUCCCAGACCUCACAUUGCAUUGAAUGGAAAGGCUGCGGCAGCUGCUAUUGAGCAGGGAAUGUGUCCAGUUGUUGACUUAUCAGUUGAUGUUUUUGCUGUCAUGUCUAAUGAUGAGUCUGAACCAUUGAUCUACUUUUGUGGACUUAUUGACAUGUUGACUCAGUAUGGAGCUCGGAAGAGAGCAGCCCAUGCAGCCAAGACCAUGAAACACGGGACAAAUGCGGAGAUAUCAACCGUGAGACCUGAGCAGUAUGCAAAACGGUUUUUGGACUUUGUAUCAAGAAUUGUCGAGUAGUAGGAUCAGGUGAAUAGUACUGGAUUAAUUAUUGUAAGGAUGGUAAACUGCGUGUGGCGGGCAGUAAUUUGAAAGUGAGAUUUUGGAUGUGUGUCUGCAUCUGAGUAUAUUAUUAGUAGUAAUUUGACAUGUUAGUCUUAGAUCAGUAUUGUCUAAUACAGGACUUCUUAUAUGUAUUGUUAUAUA